Messenger RNA from Vollenhovia emeryi, 2421 nucleotides. RefSeq names its product beta-1,4-mannosyltransferase egh (gene egh). NCBI's taxonomy places the organism in Eukaryota, Metazoa, Arthropoda, Insecta, Hymenoptera, Formicidae. Gene Ontology annotation, molecular function: beta-1,4-mannosyltransferase activity. The record is from RefSeq and is a predicted model, not a curated record. Bases 312 to 1688 code for a protein of 458 amino acids. Gene Ontology annotation, cellular component: cytoplasm. The transcript has 3 exons.
CAACUACAAAAAAAAUGGUAAUUCUGUCGGUAAUACAGAAAUGCGGACAUUGGCUACGUAGUUCAUGUUCCUGUUUUCCAAUGUCAAUAGAGGGCGUGUCUCAUUCGAGGAUCACCUAAAACCCGGCAGUUGCAGCUCUUGGGCUUCUCUGUGUUGUGAAAACGUAAUUCCGCGCGCCAGUUGGACGGGUCGCUGGCGGCUGGAUCCGCCCGUUUCGGCCGCCGUUGUACGGGCAAUGGGCAGAGUCUGCAGAGCCGGCGCGUUCGCGAUCGUCAAGCACGUCUGAAAGCUCGUCGGCCACCGCAGGAAUAAUGUUGAACAGCAUAACGAAACACAUUUUGCACUGCUGCCUGCUGCUCGUCGUCAUACUGGUGUUCGAGUUCGUGUCCGGUGGCCUUCGUUGGAACGAAGAUACGAGGGAGGAGAUCGACCCAUGGACAAGAUACGGCAUCAUCGGCGCGAUCACCCUGUACCUGCUGCGCACAGUGACGUUUCUCUCGCUGCCCCAGGUCCUGUUCAACUUUAUCGGAUUAACGAUAUACAAUGCAUUCCCCGACAAGGUAGACCUGAAAGGCUCGCCGCUGCUCGCGCCGUUUAUCUGUAUAAGAAUAGUGACCCGCGGGGAUUACCCGCAGCUGGUCAAGACCAACGUGAAGAGAAACCUGGACAAGUGCACAGAGGCCGGUCUGGAGAACUUCCAGAUCGAGGUGGUGAGCGACAAGCCGAUAGGCCUGACGCCGCAUCGCAGGGUGCGAGAGGUCGUCGUCCCGCUCAAUUAUCGCACGAGCAGCGGCGCCCUGUUCAAGGCGCGCGCCCUGCAGUACUGCCUCGAGAGCUCGGUCAACGAGCUGGCCGAUCACGACUGGAUCGUCCACCUCGACGAGGAGACCUUGAUGACCGAGAACUCCGUACGCGGGAUACUCAACUUUGUGCUGGACGGCAAGCAUCAGUUUGGUCAGGGCUUGAUCACGUACGCCAAUGAGGACGUUGUCAACUGGAUCACCACCCUGGCCGACAGCUUCAGGGUGGCGGACGACAUGGGAAAGCUGAGACUACAGUUCACCAUGUUUCACAAGCCUUUCUUCAGUAUGAAGGGGUCCUACGUUGUCACGCAGAUGGGAGCAGAAAAACAGGUUUCGUUUAAUAACGGCCUGGACGGAUCCGUCGCGGAAGAUUGUUUCUUUGCGAUGAAGGCGUUUUCCCAGGGAUACACGUUCAACUUUGUGGACGGCGAGAUGUGGGAGAAGUCGCCGUUCUCCCUCUGGGACUUUGUACAGCAGAGGAAAAGAUGGCUGCAAGGUAUAUUACUUGUCGUGCAUUCCAAAGCGAUUCCAUUGAGAAAGAAAUUGCUGCUGGGUAUCUCGUGUUACUCGUGGGUGACGAUGCCCCUCUCGACUUCCAACAUCGUUCUGGCCGGAUUAUGUCCGAUCAAUUGCCCGCCGUUGAUCGACUUUCUCUGCGCGUUUAUCGGCGCGGUAAAUAUCUACAUGUACGUGUUCGGAGUAGUUAAAUCGUUCUCUCUGUAUCGUUUCGGCCUCGCCCGAUUUAUGAUGUUUAUAUGCGGCGCGCUGUCCACUAUUCCGUUCAAUAUAAUCAUCGAGAACGUUGCCGUGAUCUGGGGCCUGUUCGGUAAGAAGCACAAAUUUUACGUCGUUAACAAGGAGUACAGGCCGCCGGUGACUGUAUGAUGCGUCAUCGGUUUAGAGCUAUUAUCUAACUGGCGCAUACCGUACAACAGCGUAAUGUUUCCAUUGUUCAUGUUCACAAUUAGUACCUGUAAAUUUCUAUAAGAAAAUAUAUCACUGUCACAAACGUAAUAUUUAUAAACUAGUAUUACGUAGGAAUUGCGAGAAUUCCUAAGAUAGGUCGGUUCAUCAAUUUCAGAACAGGCAGAAAUGAACGACGUAACGUGUGCAGCAAAUAGGCAGGCACAGUAUUAGAAACGUAUUCUAUAUUGGCAUUAAAGUAUUGCCAAAGUUGAGAGUAUUAAUUUGUCAAAAAUAUAUUUAUACCAAUAUUAUGUUCUCAUAGUGCAAAUUAGACAUGUCAUAUAUGUACUUUGAUCUCAUGUAAAUGUUUAGCACUCGUUAAGUUACAUAUCAUUUUACAUGUUCCUUUUCUUGCACCGAUUCUUAUCGUGUUCAGAAAUAUCUUACUUUUGCCAUAUCGUAGUUUUCUCAUCUUAAUAUUAUUUCACAAAGUGUUACGCAUAUCAUAAUAAUAAUUUCAUAUUAAUAACAAUAAAUGUCUGAAAUGUCUAAAUUUUAGUUUAGAUAUCUGUUUUUUUUCCUAGUAAGAGGUCAUUUAAAUGCAUAAUUAAUUCGGAAAACUGUGAUAAAUCUUUCUUUCCUAUAUAACAUAAUAACAACAUCGUUGCUUAAAAAAUAUAGAAGCUUCUGUUAGAUCUAAUGCAAACACAAA